AUGACCAUUUGCUACUUGCUUCAGACCUUGAGGAUCGAAUCUGCUAUCAUUGUUGUACUGGCGCGUCCCUCUGAUGUUCUCAUUGAAGCCUCGGCUGCCCAUCACUGGUGCUUAUGCAACGCCAAAACUAGACCUUUCCUAUAUGAAGGGUCGCCUUUUCUGGACUUUGCAAGUGGUGAAUGCCAUCCAGGCAUGGGCUACUUUCUACCGAUCAACUAUCUUCCUUCGAUAGCAGAAGCUUUGGGUCUCAACUCUACUCUGGGUUUUCUGACUACUGCUUUCAUCAAACUGGCAAUGGUCUUCGGCUGCAUCAUUGUCGGCGCUCUGGGAGAUCGCUUCGUCAUUACACGGCCAUACUCGGUGUCAGCUUUGUCACUGCCAUCGCCGUUUUUGUAUCCCCUGGAUUGA
This is a messenger RNA of Lecanosticta acicola, 408 nucleotides long. NCBI's taxonomy places the organism in Eukaryota, Fungi, Ascomycota, Dothideomycetes, Mycosphaerellales, Mycosphaerellaceae. The record is from the annotation of a GenBank genome assembly.